Molecule: messenger RNA, 1788 nt
Organism: Centrocercus urophasianus (Greater sage-grouse)
Lineage: Eukaryota; Metazoa; Chordata; Aves; Galliformes; Phasianidae
Gene: TRIM29
Product: tripartite motif containing 29
Exons: 9
Molecular function (GO): zinc ion binding
Source: RefSeq, a predicted model, not a curated record
AUGGAAACAGGGAGCGCAGCAAGGACAAAUGGCACUGCUGGGAAGCCAGAGGAUGUGAAGAGUCCAUCCGCCCCCAAAAAGGAUGAAGAAGUGAAGAAGACGACGAAUCCUGGCGGAGGCGAGAAAGAGCCAAUAAAGGGCACUGGCGGUACCUCCCUGGAGACCGGACAAAUCAAGAGCUCCCUCUUCUCUGGGAGUGACUGGAAGAGGCCCAUCAUUCAGUUUGUGGAGUCGUCCGAUGAGAAGAGAUCGACCUACUUCAGCAUGGACUCAGCAGACUCCAAGAAGAUGCCAUUUGCCAGCGGACAGAUAGGAGACAUGAGGAGAACUCCGCUCUCCUUUGCAGACAAGGGCGACCUCAGGAAGUCCCUCUUCUCCUUGGAUUCCAAAAAGAGCUUCUUGCCUAAUGAAGGGGAAGGGAGGAAGCCCUUGUUCUCCAGCGGGCAGAUAGGGGACAUGAAGAAACCAUCCCUGCCUCUGGUAGAGACGGGAGACCUGAGAAGACCCACCUUCAACAAAGUGCCUGACAGAGCAGCUGGCUCCCGGCCCAGGGUGAAGCUGGAGGAUGUGCUGUGCGAUUCCUGCAUUGAUAACAAGCAGAAGGCCGUCAAGUCGUGUUUGGUGUGCCAGGCUUCCUUCUGCGAGCUGCACCUCAAACCCCACCUGGAGGGAGCAGCUUUCCGGGACCAUCAGCUCCUCGACCCCAUCAGGGACUUCGAAGCAAGAAAAUGCCCUGUGCAUGGGAAGACCAUGGAGCUGUUCUGUCAGACAGACCAGAUGUGCAUCUGCUACCUCUGCAUGUUCCAGGAGCACAAGAACCACAGCACGGUGACGGUGGAGAUCGAGAAAGCAGGAAAAGAGGCUGAACUCUCGCUGCAGAAGGAGCAACUGCAGCUGAAGAUCAUCGAGGUGGAAGAUGAAGUGGAUAAGUGGCAGAAGGAGAGGGACCGUAUCAAGAACUACACCACCAAUGAGAAAGCAACAGUAGACCAGCAUUUCAAGGAGCUGAUCCGGGACCUGGAGAGGCAGAGGGAUGAAGUGAAGGCUGCCCUGGAUCAGAGGGAAAAGAUUGCCUCGGAGAACGUGAAAGAGAUUGUGGAUGAGCUGGAAGAGAGGGCAAAGCUGCUGCGGGAGGACAAGGAGAACAGGGAGCAGAUCCAUCAGAUCAGUGACUCCGUGCUCUUCCUCCAGGAGUUUGGGGCUUUGAUGCGGAAUUAUGUCCCCCCUCCCUCCCUCCCGACGUACAGCGUGCUGCUCGAAGGGGAGAGCAUGAGCCCCUCCAUGGGGCUGCUCCGUGAUGACCUCCUCAACGUCUGCAUGAGGCACGUGGAGAAAAUCUGCAAGGCAGACCUUGGCCGCAACUUCAUUGAGAGGAACCACAUUGAGAAUGGUGACCACCGAUACAUGAUGAACAACUAUGAGUGGAACCAGCCCGACAACUUGAAGAGAUUUUCCAUGUUCCUGUCUCCCAAAGGUAAGGCAGCCCAGCACCCUUCUUCCAAACACAGCACAGGAAAGGAACUCCACUCAUGAUUUGGAGUGGAGGCCAGUUUCAACCCACGGUCAUGGGAAUUUUCCUCCUUCCAAGCGACUGAGGAAACACUUGGUAUGGGUAAAUCUGCCUUCAGUUUGAAAGGAUCUAACACCCCUUAUCCCUCAAUAGUGAGACAUCAGUCUGCAAAAGUGACGCCACAGACAUGGAAAUCCUCCAAGCAAUCUGUAUUGUCACAUUACCGCCCCUUUUACGUCAACAAAGGCAAUGGAGCCACUUCCAACGAGGCACCUUGA